Molecule: messenger RNA, 1203 nt
Organism: Patiria miniata (bat star)
Lineage: Eukaryota; Metazoa; Echinodermata; Asteroidea; Valvatida; Asterinidae
Product: G-protein coupled receptor moody-like
Exons: 1
Coding region: 1-1203 (400 amino acids)
Biological process (GO): G protein-coupled receptor signaling pathway
Cellular component (GO): membrane
Molecular function (GO): G protein-coupled receptor activity
Source: RefSeq, a predicted model, not a curated record
AUGAUGCCAAACGUUUCAUCGCAAAAUGGUUCCGUAGUCUCUGUCUUUGACAGUUACGCUGAGAAGCAGUUGUUAGCAGCUUUGUACGGUCUCAUGUUUUUCACCGGUGUGCUGGGUAACAGCUCUGUCUUACUGGCCGUGGUUCUCUCCCGCAAACCGCGCAAAAUCAUCAACGGUUUUCUCGUCAACUUGGCCGUAGCUGACCUCGUAACCUGUCUGAGUCUGCCCAUCAUGAUCUUGGCCGUGCUGAGUGAGAGCAAAGAGAAUCUUCUCGUUUCGCAACACCUGUGCUCCUUUCAAGGAGUGUUACUCAUCGUUUGUGUCGGGUGUAGCAUGGACAACAUCUCGGCAAUCGCUAUCCACCGCGCUCUCAUCACUCGAAACCGAAACGGUAACCGUCUUGUCUCGCUGUGUUAUCGAGCCACUCUGGCAACUAUGGUCGCCGCUAGCUGGCUCAUUCCCUUCGCACUGGCAAUUCUGCCCAUUGUGGGCGACUUCGGCUCUUAUGGAUACAGCGAACAACUGAGCACAUGUACCCACAACUUGCAAUCCAAUGGCCCCGGUACUUAUUCGAAGAUCGCAGGUGCUGUCUUCGUCCUUGUACAGUUCUUUCUCACUUCACUUGGUUAUGCAGCCGUCCUAUUCGUCGUGCAUAGGUAUCUGAGAAAGGUGAACGCCGUUCCACAGCCGGUCGUAGCUGUAGUCAGUAGGAGCAUGAGGCUGCGCCACACUCCUAACCCCACACAACCAGAUACUACUGAGCAGCCUUGCAACGUAACUACAGCACGCAACAUGUUGCAGGUGCCUGCCAGAAAUCACCCGCAACAGCGACGGAUGAACGGUGCUCUGUUCACCGGCCGGCUGCCCUCCCCAGCGGUCGCUGGUGGCAGACAACCCGCACCGGGCAGGCCAGCGCGUCGUCGAACCCGUGACGUGAAACUCAGUUUGUUUCUUGUCGUCUUCUUCUUUGUGGUGUGUUGCACUCCCUACGUUGUAGUCAUUCCGCUCCUCGGGGACAGAUUCCAGAAAUUUGUCCCCUUUCUUGCAAUGCUGCUCGUAUCCAACAGUUGCAUAAACCCUGUGAUUUACACGGCCCGGCACCCAGACUUCAAAACAGUCAUCCGCUGCAUCUUGCUGUGUAAUCUCUCCAAGAUUCCCAUGAAAUCGGCUUUUCUACGACGAAUGCUCAGCUUUCGUGGAUAA